Molecule: messenger RNA, 4873 nt
Organism: Actinia tenebrosa (Australian red waratah sea anemone)
Lineage: Eukaryota; Metazoa; Cnidaria; Anthozoa; Actiniaria; Actiniidae
Product: serine/threonine-protein kinase D3
Biological process (GO): protein phosphorylation; phospholipase C-activating G protein-coupled receptor signaling pathway; intracellular signal transduction
Cellular component (GO): cytosol
Molecular function (GO): ATP binding; protein serine/threonine kinase activity
Source: RefSeq, a predicted model, not a curated record
CAUGUUGUUGGAUAACAUUUCCCGUCAGUUUGUACAGUGCCGAGACUUGAGAGAAAGUUAUCAUUUUGGUGAAUAUUUCCAGCUAUUUCUUCCCCAAUUGUUCAUGAUUAGUGGCAGUCGAAAUGACUGAGGAUUUUCCUCGGAGGGGAAUUACUUUUCAAUGUGGCUUAGCCCGGGAAAGUUAUGGAUUUGAAGGCAAAGAAUUGACAGCCUUGAAAGAACUUGCAUGCUCUUUUCUCGAUCAAAAGUUUCCAGAUCAUGGAUAUGUUGGUGUCCUUGAUAAGCUUCUCCUGUAUCGACAUAACUAUUCAUCAAGUAAUAUUCUUGAAAGAAUAACCAAUGUGGAACAGAUGGUGGAUGGUAGUGUCAUUGAGAUCGUAUUGUCAGCAAAAGUACCUGAAGAUGAGACUAUUGCCAGAUCUCACCAGUUCACAGUCCAUUCCUAUAAAGCCCCAUCAUUUUGUGAUUUUUGUGGGCAAAUGCUAUAUGGGCUUGUUAGACAGGGUCUCAAAUGUGAAGGUUGUGGUGGGAACUACCAUAAACGCUGUGCUUACAGAAUACGAAAUAACUGCUCAGAUUCCAGGCAUAGAAAUUCAACUCAGUAUGGCGCGUUACAAGUAUCUCCAGCAAUGGAUUUGCAUACGCCUAAUUUACUGCAAGGUAUGAAUUCCUGGAAUGAGGGACAAAUUCCUGGCCGACGAGCAACAUGGAGUGGAGAUUCCUUGAUUUGGGAUAAACCAGGAAGGAUCCAAGUACCACAUACUUUUGCUGUGCAUUCCUACAAAAAACCWACCAUGUGCCAAAUUUGUAAAAAAUUGUUAAGAGGUCUCUUCAGACAAGGUUUCCAGUGUAAAGAUUGCAAAUUCAACUGUCAUAGGAAAUGCGCAGAGAAAGCACCUAAGAACUGUUUGGGAGAUAUUCUGAUGUUUGAAACAGGCUCAUCAUCUUCCUCAUAUGAUUCUGGAACAAUAUCAGAAACCUUGUCUGAAAUGGAUCUCACRGAUGAUGUUCGGGAAGACCUGGUGAAUGAGGAAAGAGAAGCUGCAGAUGAUGAAGCUCGCAAUACCUACACCUUAGAAGAAUGUACUGAACCUUCAAGCCCUACGUCAACAGAUGGAGACGUCAACCCAACGAGCAGUACUUAUAUUCCAUUACAAAGGAUUGUGGUAUCAGUCAAACAUACRAAGAGGAAAGCAUCAAAGGUCCUGAAACAAGGAUGGAUGGUCCAUUUCACUAAUAAAGACAUGCAGAGGAGACGGCACUACUGGCGUUUGGAUACAAAGUCUUUAACAUUAUUUUUAGGUCCUGAAAGUAAUAAAUACUACAAGGAAAUUCCACUCUCAGAAAUUCUCUCAGUUGAAUCAAACAUUGACCCUCUAGCAACAGAAGCAACUCGAGCUCCUCACUGUUUUGAGAUGAAAACUAGGAAUAUGAUUUAUUAUGUGGGAUUGGAGGAAGAUGAACACAUUGCGCCUGACCCUGAUAGUGGUGUAGGAACGGGCCUGGGGCAAACCUGGGCGGAUACUAUACGUUCAGCCCUGAUGCCAGGCUGUGUGACACCUACGACGAGUCUCUCAGCUAUGAAAUCUAUGCCACCUGAAAGCUCUAUGGACACAGAAAUGGAAACACCAAGUGAAGAGCCGGCCAAAGCAAUUAAAGAAACACCACUUGACAUUACUCAACUGUAUCAAGUCUUUCCAGAUGAGAUUUUAGGGUCUGGACAGUUUGGGAUCGUUUAUGGAGGCGUGCAUCGUGAAAGUGGACGCGAAGUAGCUGUAAAGGUUAUAGAUAAACUACGUUUCCCUACCAAACAAGAAGCGCAGUUAAAGAAUGAAGUUGCUAUACUCAAGCAACUAAACCAUCCUGGAAUGGUGACCUUGGAACAGAUGUUUGAAACUCCUGAACGGGUAUUCGUUGUCAUGGAGAAGCUCCGAGGGGACAUGUUGGAAAUGAUUCUCUCUAGUCCUAAUGGCAAGCUGGAUGAAAGAUGUACUAGGUUCUUAAUCACUCAGAUCCUUAUCGCCCUGAAGUAUCUUCAUUCAAAGAAUAUUGUUCACUGUGAUCUCAAACCCGAGAAUGUGUUACUUUCACCUGUCAUAUCUGAGUGUGGAUACCCUGCUGUCAAACUGUGUGACUUUGGUUUUGCCCGUAUUAUCGAAGAGAAGUCUUUCCGUCGAUCUGUAGUAGGCACCCCUGCCUACUUAGCACCCGAAGUCUUACUCAACCAACCUUACAAUAGAUCGCUGGACAUGUGGUCGGUGGGCGUGGUCGUUUAUGUCAGCUUAAGUGGAACAUUCCCAUUCAACGAAGAGGAAGAUAUUCAGGAUCAGAUUCAUAACGCUGCUUUCAUGUACCCCCCAGACCCAUGGCAGGAAAUAUCACGUGAUGCGAUCAACUUGAUCAGUAAUUUACUGCAAGUAAAACAGCGCAGCAGAUACACMUGUGAUAAAUGUCUUAUUCAUCCUUGGCUACAGAACUAUCAAACAUGGCUUGAUCUUCGUAGCCUGGAGCGAGUCAUUGGUUUCCGUUACUUAACACAUGAGAGCGACGAUGCUCACUGGCAUUCACACGGAGAACAGUUACGAUCAGCCUCAAGACAUCACCAGUAUCGAGACCCUCAAGAUGGCACCGGCAAUGGCAGGCAAAGUAACAAUCGAUUCUUCCCGCCCACACAAGCAAGCGAACGUAAAUUACAACCUAGUAUAAGCUAUUUGUAGAAUAACGAUGAAUUAAGGAUAUAAUGCAACACAGAAAUAAUUUCUCGUCAAACACUAUGAACCACACUGUUACAUAGAUUAGAGGUUUUGCACCAUCACGUGACGGCAGCCAUGUGAGAUGGCAGGAAUAAUACGUUUUACAUGAAAAAGAAUUCAAUUCUCAAGAGCAAAGAGCAUUUUAUUGUUCUGCCAUCUAACCACAGGGAGUCCACGCUGUAUUAUAGUCGUGGGCACGUGAUGAUGCAGAACCUCCAUAGAUGUGUCCAUAUUAUUUUGAAAACCAUCAGAGCUACCGCAACUAAAAAAUUCCAAAUGAAUACCACGCAUUUAUCAGUAUUUUCCAUUGUCCUUGAUAUUCAAAAUAACCUGGACCAUCUCUCUAUGCAACGACCUUUCAUAUCGAAUACSUUUACAACUUCAACUUUCAUUUUUUAAAUUUCAGUUUUUUAAAAUAUUUCAUUUGAGUUUUGAGAGUCAUCCACCUUAAAACGUAUUGGUACUGGGGCUGAUUGAUUUGUGUUGACGGGUUUGACGGCAACGAUGUUGUACAGCAACAAAGCAAUGUUUUUGGAGAUUUUAUCUCCCAAAGGAGAAAAUCCCUGAUUGUUAUGUCACAUAGCAUGGCUACCGUGAAAAUUGCUAUACCGGUGCUUGCUUUCGAUAGUAUUAGUGUACGUGCUGUUAUAGACCCUUUCGCAGUUCCGUGCGACAUCUUGAAAGGUAGCCGUGCCUUUGAUUGAAGCGAGACAAAAGGUGAGCGUGUAAUGAUGGAGACCUUUUUUAACACCUCACCGUUCGUCGCGCUUCGAUGCAAAGGCACGACUGCCUUUCAAGAUGGCGCAGGGAACUGUGAAGGGGACUAUUUGAACACAAACCUUGAUAAAUUUGCUUUUGCAUUCUGAUUCUAACUUUCCAUCCUCAGCUGUUAUUUCAUAGAUAUAUUAUUGUAAUCUGGUUUGAUCUCGUACUGAAGUUACACUACGACAUUGGGCAUUCUUUUUCUCGUAGUGCGAUUCCGUGCUUCUCAAUCGCACUAAAGCGUGCUUUCAACCCUUAAAACCACGGUAACAAUUUGUUAAAGUUUUUAUGAGUUAUCUACCUCUGAAGCUUGUAAGAACAAUAUUGAAGGGUCUACGGAGCAAGGUGACCUACGAACCUCCAUCUUGUGUUCAAGUCUUUAUGUUCAUAACUUUAAAUUCCUUAUAACUAAGCUAUUUAUUUUUAUGCUUAAGAUAUUUAUGUACACGGCAUAUUCAUUCAUUACGGCAUCUUCCUUUUUAAMUUUAUCCAAACAUUUAGAUUAUCUAACCAAGGAACUCACAAAUUGAUUUUAACCCUCAAUCGACCGGAUGAUGAAUUUUAGAGUCCUUCCCUUCCUUUUGUUUUCUUAUUCUCAAGACAUUAAAAUUCUCAGGAAUCGAGAGUAUUUUAGGUCACUGUAAGAUACAAAGCAUCAAAAUACGAAGCAAUUUGAAUGUAUUAUUUAAAAAGGCUUGCACAAAAACAUGACACGUAAAAUUCAGCCUCAACKUUUUUUACUUCGGAUCCUUUAAUUCUCAUCUCACUAUAAUACAAAUAGCUCAAAAUGAAACACUACUCCUGAAACUCGAAUUAUUGAUAUUUUCCGACUGCAUAUCGAAGAUUCGCCGACAACCAGUCGACGAUUACACGAACUCAGUCGCAAUUGCCUCGCAUUUAUAGCGUCUUCUGCGUAUACUAGUAAUCAUCGAUAUCCAGACAUUUUUUAGACGAGCAGCUUGGGUAUCACAGAAACUUCUAAGAUAGUUUUCGAAACUAAGAAUAUGUCAAUCGCUUUCCACUUUGUUCAGCAAGUGAGGUAAAACUUCACUAAAAUAGGUAUUUUUAAACGUAAUUGAUAAAUGUAUUAGUUAGAGCGAUUCCACGUAUCAUGUGGRAAAAAAUCUAAUAGUCAAUGCCUAAUCGUCGCAUGGAAAAAUCGUCAUGGCUUACUAUUUCUAAUGACAGCUAGAAGUACAGAAUGGGUAUAUGGAAUCCUUCUAAUGUUUUAUCGGAUAAAUUGUUUUGGUGUACUGUAAAUAACUUAGUAAUAGAUUUUGAAAACGAUGUUUCCUGUCUCACUCCAGACGGGAACAGAUAAAGGAAUGUCAAGAAUGGAUUAAAUGUAAUGUCUACCA